CAGCAAUGUCUACGCGUUGCACGAAGCUUACGUCGCGUUUGAUUAGUGUUUUGCCAGCGAAAUUUUAGUCGCUCUUCGCUUUGGGUUAUCGGCUUGUUUACUACUUUGGGAGUAUGAAACUAUUACGUUUAUUCAGAAAUUUCUGGACCUUUCCGGACCAAAUCCAAAUUUCCACCAUUGCCUUCCAUGGCUUGAUUCUAACCACGGGAGAAAGCGAGAAAUAGAUUUGCCGCCAUUUUCUUUGGGAGUCUCUCGAUUCCAGUCUCAAUCCCUAACUAGCCAUGCCUGGUCUGUCCUCCUACCUAACUCCACUGCGUCCUUAUGGCUCUCCUGGUCCAUGGUUGCCACUGGCUGUGGUUUCCCGCACAUUGUACCGGAUCCUACACGACUUAACAUCUGUUUUUUACCAAGGCAUUUUCCCAAACUAAUCAUAAUCUGUUCAAGAGAAAUGUAAUUGGUAAGGUAAACUUGAUUUUUUCAAUGUAAAAAUUAGUUUUUUUUCCGUAUUAGAAUAAGUAACUCAUAGAAUUAAAGAAAUUGGUAUAACCUACAACCAAACUAACUUAACAUUAACUGUACUUUUCUUUAUGAUUUUGACAUUUGAUUUUCAUUUAAAGUCCAAUAAGAAAAGUAUGGCAGGUAGUCGUGUAUUUAUCGGACGUUUAAGCAACCGUGCCACUGAAUCCGAUGUGGAGAGAUUCUUCAAAGGGUUCGGUCGAAUUCGGGAAGUCAAGCUGAAGACUGGAUAUGGUUUCGUCGAGUUUGAAGAAAACCGUGACGCAGAGGAUGCUGUGUACGAGAUGAACAACCAGUCUCUGUGUGGAGAGCGUGUCACUGUGGAGCACGCAAAAGGUACUCCAAGAAGAGGAGGAGAUUUCCGAGGAGGUGGAUCAUACGGUCGUGGUGGAGGCGGUGGAGGAGGAAAUUAUCGGGGAUACGAUAAUAACUACGGAGGAAGAAACGGGGGAGGUUUUAGAGGAGGAAGGGAUGAUCGUUUUGGGGGCGGGAGAGGUUCUGGGAGAUUUGGUCCUCCCUCUCGCACCAAGUAUCGGGUGAUUGUGGAGAACUUAUCUUCAAGAGUGAGCUGGCAGGAUUUGAAAGAUUAUCUUCGUCAAGCUGGGGAUGUUUCCUUUGCUGAAGCUCAUCAGUCCGUACAAAACGAAGGAAUUGUUGAUUUUGCAACUUACGAUGACAUGAAGGCUGCGAUUGAGAAACUGGACGACACAGAGCUUAGUGGCAGGAAGAUCAGAUUGAUCGAGGAUAAACCUGCAUCCAGGAGCAGAAGUCGGAGCAGGAGUCGAAGCAGAAGCAGAUCCAGGAGUCCCAGAAGAUCUCGUUCCCGAUCCCCAUACGCAGGCCGAUACAACCGUCGCAGUCGUUCAGAUUCAAGGUCACCUUCCCGAUCACCCAAUAAUAAUUGAACAUGACAAAUAAAAGAAAAGUUGUGACUCAGUAUGCAACUGCCUAUUUUACAAAAUGGCAUUGCUACUUUUUACAUCGUGUAUUGGUUGUAAAGUAAAUUUUGACAAAUUAUUCCUGCCAUAAAACAUCCAAUGUUUUAGUUUUGAGAUCCAUAUCUUAAUCAGACACAUUUUCCUGCGUCUCCAAAUGUUAAAAAAAACUGUUGAAUGAUUUACAAAUAUGUAUGUGCUUUUGUUUUGACAUGUAUUUUCUUUGGUUUUACAAUUUCAAAUUCUUAUGUUGGCGAUAGUUGAUAACUGCUUAUGCGGAUGUAAAAUCUUAUUUUAUUAAGGUGUUAUCGUAUACAUACAACUUUAGUUCUCAGUGUGCAUUGCAUUGACAAUAAAAAUAUUUCAAACUAGAAACUUCUCACAUCUGUAAAUAUAAACGUACCAGCUAAGUUAACUGUAACCAGUAAUUGAUGUUUGGUUUAAAUUGUAGA
This is a messenger RNA of Ciona intestinalis (vase tunicate), 1903 nucleotides long. Its product is annotated as serine/arginine-rich splicing factor 6. The record is from RefSeq and is a predicted model, not a curated record. Gene Ontology annotation, molecular function: mRNA binding. Gene Ontology annotation, cellular component: nucleus; cytoplasm. NCBI's taxonomy places the organism in Eukaryota, Metazoa, Chordata, Ascidiacea, Phlebobranchia, Cionidae.